This is a messenger RNA of Moneuplotes crassus, 432 nucleotides long. Lineage: Eukaryota; Ciliophora; Spirotrichea; Euplotida; Euplotidae. The record is from the annotation of a GenBank genome assembly.
UCCUUCAUUGUAAGUUCUCUGCUAAAUUUUCAAAUUUCUGGAACUCUCUUAACCCUACUUUGGUGUCUCUCCUGAAAAUUAUAAAACCCUCUUGAGCAGUUCCGAAUUUUAAUGGCUUGCUGUAACAAGUCCUUAAUAUCUUCUUUCAAUCGAGAAUGAGUAGACGCCCCUUGAGAUUUAAAUUUCUUCGAAGGAAGUCCUCUCCUCGGUACUUCCAAAGUAUCUCCUCUAAAUCUCGAACCUUCCUUCUUAUCACUUCAGAAUGGUCGUGACUUGGUUUUAGAGAUGUUUUCCAAUUCAAACCUGAAUCUAAAAGUACUUCUGUUCAUAUUCUUCGCAAUAUUAGGAGACAGUCUGACCUUCUCCACAGAGACGUCUUCUCCAAGGAGUUCUUGAGAUAAAUUCUCUUCACAGUGAAAUAAUUUGUUCAUG